GCGGGCUCAGUGCAUAGUAUCCAUCGUGACAAAGGUAGCCGCGCUCUGGUUUGCACUAAUGCUCACAGCAAUGCAGAAUGAGAAUGACUUGCAAGCUGCGGCAAAAAUGUUAAAGCGUUGCGAGAGCCACACCCAUAACAUUUUCGACCGCCUCGUCACCAUGGACAUUCAAGCCAUGCAUUACCAGCCAGGGCCAUCCCCUCUACGAUGCUCGAACGUGGAAAGGCGUCUUGUGCGGCACCCUGUGAGCUCCUAUGUCACAACUUCCCAUAAGAGAAUGGAGAAUCUCCGAAGAGCACGUUAUAGGCAGCGCUCACACCAGUGCGACUACUGCAACAAGCUCUUCUUUCAAAAGAGCAACUUGGACGAUCACCUACGUAUCCACACCGGCGAGAAACCAUUCCGCUGUCACCUCUGCCCUAUGAGCUUUACACAAAAAUCAGGCAUGGUGCGGCACACACAAACGCAUACAGGCGUAAAGCCAUAUCAGUGUAGCUUUUGUCCAUUGACGUUCACACGCAAGCCGCACCGGCAGAAGCACAUGGAGAAGGUACACAUGUGGCAAGGCAUGGAUACUUCAUAGGGAUUGCAGGGAAGCUAAGCACCCUGCGAGCAAGGAGAAAUAGGAAAUUUUCACCUGUUAGAGCCAUCAAUGACGACUACUUUUGUUCUGCAGAGAGGUUGUGCAUGAGUUGUCAACUGCUGUAUGCUUUUUCCAAGGGUCAGCACUUCAGAAAUAAUUCAAAUUGCUACACAUACUAGCUCAUUAGUCUUCUACUAUUAGCUGUGUGUUACAUAUUUAUUGCUCCUUCACACAUUUAAGUUCACUGCAUUAGUGUUUCAGCCCUUUAUUUUUUCUACAUGUCCUUGUUGAUAAACUUUAUUAUUCUCAAAAUACCACUUAAAAGUGCAUUAUACGUUCAUUGCCUUAUUUUAACACUACAAAUGACGUGUUUGUUGAGGUUCCAUACGGAUUUAUGCAUUUAUUGACUUUAUGUGUCCUAUAAAGCCUGGUAUUGCGUUUUGAACUCGGCAUAUAGGGAAUGUGUUGGUUUCAAAACUCCACAGAAUUUAUUUCAAAAGUGAACGCUUUACCUUGCCUGCUUUAGAUGGCUUGUUUUGCGUUUAUGAAACAAUCCAUUGCAGCGUUACCAAAUUAACGUUUGCUUACUAGAUGGCACCUGUUACUGUAUAGCAGCCAAGAUAAAACGGGUGUUGUCUUCUCAGGGCAGCCUUAGUCUGCAAUUCUUUAUUCCAAAGAAAUUCCAUAAAGGCAAAAGUUAUGUCUUUUUUUGGCUCUUGAACUAUAUUGUGUUGUCACAUGAGUGCUUUUACUGUCCUUAAUGUAGCACGGUAAGCCUUGGGUCCCAUGGACUUCGUUAAAUUGAGGUCUAAGUGUAUAUGUAUAUACGUAUACAAGAAUGGUGGUCCUUUUUGUUGCACUGUAUGUAAGCUGUUCUCACUGGUGUAAUUCUUUAGGACUUGCCAUAUGUAAGAAGUGAGCAAAUAAAGCAAUUUUCGAACUUGA
This is a messenger RNA of Dermacentor andersoni, 1528 nucleotides long. NCBI's taxonomy places the organism in Eukaryota, Metazoa, Arthropoda, Arachnida, Ixodida, Ixodidae. The record is from RefSeq and is a predicted model, not a curated record.